UGCCUCUGGAUCAAGGUUUCUUUCUCUCCUUUUCUCUGUGUGUUUACAACCUUGACAGCCUCAUGUCACUGUCUCCUUAAAAAAAGAACAUGCUGAAAUGAAUUCAGACUCGCAGGCAGGCACAGACACAGACUGCACAGUAUGGCCUAUCGUGUGCGAAUGUGGAGCUCCUUCCGUUCAGGUUUGGUUCUCAUGUGCCACCCGGGAGCCACAAGGAUGCAUCCGAAGAGUCUUCACACACUUUCUAAACUCUGCAGUCAAUCCCAGCAACACGGCUCCUCAGGCUCUAAAGUGUUAGUUCACUUCGUAAAUCAGUCUGGAAUGAAAAGCAGCGUCUUUGUCACUGAGGGAGAGAGUCUUCUAGACGCUGUCAUCAAGAAAAAUCUUGACAUCAGUGGAUUUGGAGCAUGUGAAGGUACUCUGGCUUGUUCCACGUGUCAUUUGAUAUUUGAGGAAAGCGUGUAUGACAAACUGGAGCCAACGGUGGAUGAAGAGAUUGACAUGCUGGAUUUAGCUUAUGGACUUACAAAGACAUCACGCUUGGGGUGUCAGGUGAUUGUGGACCGCUGGAUGGAUGGAAUGACCGUUCGUGUUCCUCAAGAGAUCAAAGAUCAACGUGCAAAACAGGACGCACAGGGCAGCAAAUGAUACAAAAUGACACAUAUGCAUAAUUGUUGUCACUUAAUAUAUAAGUUUCUCUAUAUUAGUGGUUCUCAAACUUUUUGGCAUGCGCCUUGUGUUCAGCGCAUCCCUUCAUGCCCCCCCAAAGAAAAUGUAUGACAUAAAGUUUGAAUAAAAUACAUAUUUACCCUUAUAAGUCCCGGGUCAAUCUGAUCCCCAAUCCACUUUUCUUUAGUUUAAAAAAAUGGUUCACUUCAUAUCAGUGGAGUAAGAUUUUGUGACUUUUCAAGACUAUUUGUAAAUAUUCAUAUAAAAACUGGGCUUGAUUCUGACAUUUUGAAGAUGUGUAAAAAAUGUUACCAAAAGGGGCCAUUGGGGGUAAAAAUGACCCCAAUUGAAAAUGAAUGGGAAAUGCAAAAAAUCUAUUUUUUUUCUUUUUCUUUGUCAAAAAAAAUCAAUGUAUCCAGAAUAAAUCUGGAAAUUUCAACACAGAAAAGAAGGCCUGGUAUUAAAGCACA
This is a messenger RNA of Misgurnus anguillicaudatus (oriental weatherfish), 1139 nucleotides long. RefSeq names its product ferredoxin 1b (gene fdx1b). Lineage: Eukaryota; Metazoa; Chordata; Actinopteri; Cypriniformes; Cobitidae. The record is from RefSeq and is a predicted model, not a curated record. Gene Ontology annotation, biological process: P450-containing electron transport chain. Gene Ontology annotation, molecular function: 2 iron, 2 sulfur cluster binding; electron transfer activity. Gene Ontology annotation, cellular component: mitochondrion.